Messenger RNA from Cyprinus carpio (common carp), 14708 nucleotides. RefSeq names its product CUB and Sushi multiple domains 2 (gene csmd2). NCBI's taxonomy places the organism in Eukaryota, Metazoa, Chordata, Actinopteri, Cypriniformes, Cyprinidae. The record is from RefSeq and is a predicted model, not a curated record.
AGUCGCGCUCCUCAUUUCAUUUGCUUAACUCUUGAAAAAGUGAGCCCAGGGGUGGAAAUCCCUUAACGAAUAUUUUCACGCCUGGAAAUGAUUUAGACAGUGAUGAAGGCUGUAAACUUCCACGAGUGGGCGAUGACAGCGAGUGUAUCCUAGCGCUCCUUUACCAGUGACUCAUUGGGAGAAAGAUAGAAACGUGGAUUUUCAGCCUUGUAUUAAUUGGAAAAUAAACUUAAACGCGCGCGUGGGGAAGUGUACGGGCGUGUGCCGCAUCAUCCAUUUGAAUCGCUUUCGAGACUUUAUCCGUCGUUCUCGUGGGCUUGAAGACACCAGAUACAGUUCACAAUAUCAGCUCUUCAGGUUUUAGGAAGAGAACGCGUCUAUUAGAAUCCGCUCACCCCGCGGCUCGCUUGAGAUGGUUCAGUCCAGCUGCGAGGGUCCAGUCUCCAUGCACUGGGAUUUUUCUCAGCGCCGACACCAAGUGAAUCUUCCUUUUAAAACCAUCUGAUAACCGUGCCUGCCAAAAAAUAGCCCACCAUGAGCGCCUCUUUGAAUACUGACAGAACGGGAAUCGUGAGGACAGAGUGCAGAUGUACAUAUAACGGGACGAGGAAACUGGAUGGUAUAAGGAUUUUUGCGCUAAUGAAGGUGGGAGUACAGGCGCAUCACUGGAGCGGGGUGCUGUUCUUCUAUAUGGGGCUGCUGGCUGCCUCGGUUAAGGCUCAAAACUGCAGUCACACACUACACAGUCCAAAUGGGACAAUAGAAAGCCCCGGAUACCCGUAUGGAUAUCCCAACUACGCCAACUGCACAUGGGUGAUUGUGGCACAGGAACACAACCGGAUACAGUUGGUAUUUCAAGGCUUUGCCUUAGAAGAGGACUUUGACAUCCUUUCAGUCUACGACGGGCAACCCAGUCCAACAAACUUACGGACCCGGUUGACAGGGUUUCAACUGCCCGCCCCUAUAGUCAGCACAGGACCCAGACUCACACUAUGGCUGCUGUCAGACUAUGCCGUAAGUGGCCAGGGCUUCAAAGCCGUGUACGAAGCCCUUCCAAGCUACACCUGUGGGAAUCCAGGCCAGCUGCUGAAUGGUAUGCAGCAGGGCUCUACUUUCAACAUCGGGGAUAAGAUCCGCUACAGCUGCAACCAGGGUUAUGUGCUGGAAGGCCACACUGUGCUCUCCUGCCUGGCCACUUCCUCCGGCACCGCUGCCUGGGACUUCCCCCUGCCAUACUGCCGAGCGGAUGAUGGCUGUGGCGGCACACUACGGGGUCAAAGUGGUGUCAUCACCAGUCCAAAUUACCCCCAGGAGUACAACAACAACGCAGACUGCACCUGGACUGUGCUGGCCGAACCAGGAGACACCAUCGCCUUGGUCUUCUCAGACUUUCAAUUGGAAGAAGACUACGACGUUCUGGAGAUAACCGGCACAGAAGGAUCCUCUCAGUGGUUUACCGGUCCAAACCUGCCAUCACCCAUCAUCAGCAGCAAGAACUGGCUGAGACUCCACUUCACAUCCGAUGGAAACCACAAACUGAAAGGCUUCAGUGCUCAGUAUCAAGUGAAGAAGAUGACAGAACUGAAGUCCAGAGGGGUGAAGAUGCUGCCAAGUAAAGACAACCACAGCAAGAUAUCAGUUUUAUCACAGAUGGGGGUGGCACAAGGACACAACAUGUGUCCAGACCCAGGAAUCCCAGAGAGGGGCAAAAGAAAAGGCUCUGAUUUCAGGCGGGGUGCUACCGUGCACUUUUCUUGUGAUGAAGGUUAUGAGCUUCAGGGGUCUAAAAGCAUCACCUGCCUGCGAGUUACAGACAGUUAUGUUGGCUGGAGUGAUGACCGGCCUAUCUGCAGAGCUCCUAUGUGUGGCGGUCAGCUCCGUGGCCCAAGCGGCAUCAUCACCUCCCCAAACUUCCCAGUACAGUAUGACAACAAUUCUAACUGCACCUGGAUCAUCACAGCUUCGGACCCUUCCAAGGUGAUCAAGCUGAUUUUUGAGGAGUUUGACUUGGAGCGAGGUUACGAUACUCUAACUGUGGGAGACGGAGCUGUAAUCGGUGAUCAGCGGACAGUCUUUCAUGUGUUGUCUGGGACUACGACUCCAGAUCUGGUGGUCAGUACCAGCCAUCAGAUGUGGCUCAAUUUUAAAACGGAUGACACAAGUGGCUCCCUGGGCUUCAAGGUUUCUUAUGAAGAAAUCGACCAGGGUGGAUGCGGAGACCCUGGGAUCCCAGCCUAUGGCAAGAGGGAAGGCACAGGCUUCCGACAUGGAGACAAGCUAUACUUUGAAUGCCUUCCAGCCUUUGAGCUGGUAGGAAAAAAGAACAUUUCCUGCCAGAAAAAUAAUCAGUGGUCAGCCAAGAAGCCAAGCUGUGUGUUUUCGUGUUUCUUCAACUUCACAACUCCGUCUGGGGUCCUGCUAUCACCAAACUACCCUCAGGAGUAUGGAAACAACAUGCACUGCGUGUGGCUGAUAAUCGCCAAACCAGAGAGCCGCAUCAACCUGGCCUUCAACGACCUGAGCAUGGAGAAACAGUUUGACUUCCUGUCUAUUAAAGACGGCGGCAAGGCAGAAUCACCAAUUCUGGGCACCUUUUCUGGAGAUGUGCUGCCAUCACCCAUCACUACCAGUGGCCACGUGGCCAGGCUGGAGUUUCUGACUGAUCACACGUACACAGAACGUGGCUUCAACAUCACUUUCACCACUUUCCGGCAUAACGAGUGUCCCGACCCUGGCGUUCCAGUAAACGGAAAGCGCUUUGGUGAGAGUCUACAGCUUGGCAGCUCCAUCUCUUUUCUGUGUGAGGAGGGGUUUAUGAAGACCCACGGAUCUCAGACCAUCUCCUGCAUUCUCAAAGAUGGAAAUGUUGUGUGGGACAAUGCUGUGCCACGUUGUGAAGCUCCAUGUGGUGGAAACUUGAAGGCUUCUAGCGGCAUUAUUCUGUCCCCCGGCUGGCCUGAGCUUUAUAAAGAGGCCCUCAAUUGUGAGUGGAUCAUCGAGGCUCCGCCAGGAUAUCCUAUUAAGAUCAUCUUUGACAAAUUCCGGACAGAGGUUAACUACGAUGUUCUUGAGGUACGAGAUGGACGCUAUCCAUCUUCCCCUCUGAUUGGCAGUUAUCAGGGUACACAGGUCCCACAGUUCCUCAUCAGCACCUCCAACUUCCUGUACCUGCUCUUCACCACUGACAAGAGUCACUCGGACAUUGGCUUCCGCAUCCGAUAUGAGACCUUGCAGCUUCAGUCGGACCAUUGUGUUGAUCCUGGAAUCCCGGUCAAUGGUCAGCGGCAUGGCAAUGAUUUCUAUGUGGGGGCGCUGGUGACGUUCAGUUGCGAAGCAGGAUACACCCUCAGUGACCACGAGCCCCUUGAGUGUGAGCCUAACUUCCAAUGGAGUCGCCCUCUGCCCAGCUGUGAUGCACUUUGCGGCGGGUUUAUUCAGGGGAACAGCGGCACUAUUCUGUCCCCUGGGUUUCCUGACUUCUACCCCCAUAACCUCAACUGUACGUGGAUGAUUGAAACUUCACAUGGUAAAGGUGUCCAGUUUACCUUUCACACUUUUCACUUGGAGAGUCCACACGACCACCUUUUAGUCACAGAAAAUGGUAGUUUCUCUCAACCCCUGUGGAGAUUGACCGGGUCUACACUGCCGCCCCCUCUCAGUGCUGGACUUUUUGGCAACUACACCGCUCAGAUCCGUUUCCUCUCUGACUUCUCUGUGUCCUAUGAGGGCUUUAACAUCACUUUCUCAGAAUAUGAUCUGGAGCCUUGCGAAGAUCCCGGCGUCCCCCCCUUCAGCACUCGUAAGGGGCUGCAGUUCAGGGUGGGGGACGCGCUAAUCUUUUCCUGUUUUCCGGGAUACCGUCUCGAGGGGCCUGCGAGGGUGGUGUGUCUAGGGGGGCGUCGGCGGGUUUGGAGUUCCCCUCUGCCAAGGUGUGUUGCUGAAUGCGGAUCGUCUGUAACCGGGAAACAAGGAGUUUUACUCUCUCCCAACUACCCUGGUUACUACGGUAACAACCAUGAGUGCAUCUACUCCAUCCAAUCCCAAACCGGUAAAGGGAUCCAGCUCAGAGCGCGGGAUUUCCGCCUGGAGGAGGACGACUUUCUUAAGGUGUAUGAUGGUAGCAGUAAAAGUGCCAGACUGCUGGGCACCUUCACAGGCACAGAGAUGAUGGACAUCACUCUAAACAGCACGUCCAGCACCAUGUGGCUGGAGUUCAUUAGCAACAGUGACAAUACCAGCAAAGGCUUCGAGCUGCACUUCACCAGUUUUGAGCUGGUGAAGUGUGAGGACCCAGGUGUGCCUCAGUUCGGUUUUAAACGGGAGGACAAAGGUCACUUCGCAGGCAGCACGGUGUCAUAUAGCUGUGAUCCUGGCUACACUUUAAAGGGCCCGGAGGUUUUGACAUGUCUCAGAGGGGAGAGGAGAGCAUGGGACAGCCCACUCCCACUGUGUGUUGCCGAGUGUGGAGGAAUGAUUAAAGAUGAGCCCGUGGGCCGGAUUCUGUCUCCUGGUUACCCAGCGCCUUAUGAGCACAACUUGCACUGUGUCUGGACCAUUGAGGCGGCACUUGGAAGCACCAUCGGGUUGCAUUUCCUGGUCUUCCACACAGAAGAGGUGCAUGAUGUUUUGCGGAUCUGGGACGGGCCUCAGGAUGGAGGUGUUCUCCUGCGAGAGCUGAGCGGCUCUACACUUCCUCCAGACCUCCACAGCACCUUCAACGCCGUCAGUCUGCAGUUUACAACCGACUUCUUCACCAGCAAGCAGGGUUUCGCUCUGCAGUUCUCGGUUUCAACUGCCACUUCCUGUAAUGAUCCUGGCAUUCCAACAAAUGGCACCCGCAUAGGAGACAGCAGAGAGCCGGGGGAUUAUGUGCUGUUCCAGUGCGAUCCCGGAUACCUCCUACAGGGGGCGACCAAAAUCACAUGUACCGAAAUCAACAACCGUUUCUUCUGGCAGCCUGAUCCGCCCACCUGUUCUGCUCCAUGUGGAGGGAAUCUGACUGGUCCCAGUGGACUGAUCCUGUCCCCUGAAUACCCAGAGCCCUAUCCUCAUGGCAGAGAAUGUGACUGGACAGUGACUGUAAUGCCGGACCACAUCAUAUCACUCACGUUUAAUCACUUUAGUCUAGAACCGAGCUAUGACUUCCUGCACAUCUAUGACGGGCCUGAUUCUCUCAGCCCUCUGCUGGGCAGCUUUUAUGGCACGGACGUCCCUGAGCGCAUUGAGAGCAGCUCCAACACGCUCUUCCUGGCCUUCCGCAGUGACGCCUCACUCAGCAGCAAUGGAUUUGUCCUGCAAUACACUGAAAAUCCCAGAGAGUCGUGCUUUGAGCCAGGCCUGGUGCGUAAUGGUACUCGUGUUGGUACUGAGCUGAAGCUGGGGGCAACUGUCACCUAUUACUGUGACAACGGCUAUACGCUGGAGGGAGACGCCACACUCACUUGCAUCAUGGGGGGAGAUGGCAAGCCCGGCUGGAACAAACCCAAACCUGUUUGCAUAGCUCUGUGUGGUGGUCAAUAUUCGGGGUUGGAGGGGGUGGUGCUCUCCCCUGGUUAUCCUGGAAACUACAGCAGCGGGAGGACUUGCCUCUACUCGGUCACUGUACCGAAAGACUACGUGGUGUUCAGCCAAUUUGCAUUCUUCCAGACUGCACUAAAUGAUGUUGUGGAGGUGUAUGAUGGGCCUACCCAGCAUGCCCGUGUCCUGAGUUCUCUCUCUGGGGCCCACACAGGUGAAUCUUUGCCACUAGCCACCUCCAACCAGAUCCUUAUCCGCUUCUCUUCCAAGGGCCAGUCAAGCUCAAGAGGUUUCCACCUGGUCUACCAAGCUGUCCCGAGAACCAGUGCGACACAGUGCAGCUCAGUCCCAGAGCCCAGACACGGCAGGCGCACUGGGAACAACUUUGCGGUGGGGGCCGUGGUGAGUUUUGAAUGCAAUGCAGGAUAUGUCCUGGAGGGGCCCAGUGCCAUCGAGUGCCUGACUGUACCCAACGCUCUGGCCCAGUGGAACGGCAGCAUGCCCAGCUGCAUUGUGCCAUGUGGAGGGAAUCUUACCCAGCGGAUAGGCACUAUUCUGUCCCCUGGCUAUCCUGAGCCCUACCUGAACAGCCUGAGCUGUGUAUGGAAGAUCACUGUACCAGAGGGAAUGGGAAUCCAGAUCCAGGUGAUUAGCUUUGUGACUGAGCAGAACUGGGACUCUCUCGAGGUGUUUGAUGGGGGUGACAACACUGACACCAUGCUGGGGAGCUUCUCAGGCACAACAGUCCCAGCCCUCCUAAACAGCACAUCCAACCAGCUCUACCUGCACUUCUUCUCAGAUAUCAGCGUCUCCGCAGCCGGUUUCCGUCUGGAAUACAAGACUGUGUCCCUUACUAGCUGUCCUGAACCGGUUGUACCCAUGAAUGGCUUCAAAGUGGGUGAGAGAUUACAGAUGAACAGUGUGAUGUCCUUCCAGUGUGACCCUGGAUAUACUCUGCAGGGAGUCUCCCAUAUCUCUUGUAUGCCAGGGCCUGUGCGCCGCUGGAACUAUCCGCCUCCACUCUGCAUCGCUCAGUGUGGGGGAAUCAGAGAGGAGAUGGAAGGCACCAUCCUCAGCCCUGGUUUCCCAGGAAACUACCCUAGCAACAGUGACUGCACCUGGAGGAUCUACUUGCCAGUCGGUUACGGUGCUCAUGUGCAGUUCUUGAACUUUUCCACUGAGGCCAACCAUGAUUUCUUGGAAAUUAGGAAUGGGCCUUUUGACACCAGCACAGUGAUUGGCAGAUUCAGUGGGCAGGACUUGCCACCAUCUCUUCUAACCACUUCCCAUGAGACUACUAUAUAUUUUCAUAGCGACCACUCUCAGAAUAAACCUGGCUUCAGAUUUGAUUAUCAGGCAUAUGAACUUCAAGAGUGUCCUGAUCCUGAACCCUUUCGCAAUGGUGCGGUGGUUGGGGCUGGUUAUAAUGUGGGUCAGUCCAUCUCCUUUGAGUGCUAUCCAGGAUAUCAGCUGAUGGGACACUCUAUUCUUACCUGUCAACAUGGCACUACGCGCAACUGGGAUCAUCCGUUUCCUCGCUGUGAAGUGCCCUGCGGAGGUAACAUUACAUCAGACAAUGGCACUAUCUUCUCCCCCGGUUACCCAGAGGACUACCCCACUUCUGCGGACUGUAGCUGGCUGAUCACGGUGGCACACGGCCUGGGUAUCCGUCUUAAUUUCACACUCCUGCAAGUCCAUGGCCCCCAAGAUUUCAUCACAGUCUGGGACGGACCACAGGAAACAGUUCGCAAACUUGGAGUGUUUACCGAGGGAGAGCCCAACAACCCACCAAGCAGCACAUCUAAUCAAGUUCUAAUACGUUUCCGAAGCAAUUCUGAGAAAGGUGGACUGUUCAAGAUCAACUACCAAGCCUAUAGACUUCAGUUUUGUUUGCCACCUCCCAUAAUUCCUAAUGCUGAAAUUCUGAUGGCCAGUAAAGAAUUUAAGAUAGGUGAUAUUGUGCGGUACAGAUGUCUCCCAGGAUAUCAUCUGAAUGGGAACAGCAUUCAAACCUGUCGCCUGGGGACUCAUCUUGAGUUUGAAGGACCUCCACCUUCAUGUGAUAUUACCUGUCCUAUGAACGAGGUAUUGACAGCCUCCACGGGAAUAAUCCUGAGUCAAUCACCGGGCAGCAGCCUGCCGCACUUUGAGUCCUGCUCCUGGGUGGUGAAGGUGGAUUCAGGUUACAAUGUCACUUUCACCAUUGAACACUUCCAGACCAGCAGACAGUUUGAUGAGCUGGAGAUCUUUGAUGGUCCAUCAAGACAGAGUCCACUGCUCAUUUCUCUGAGUGGGAACUAUUCAUCUCCCUUCAGUAUUGCUAGCACUGCAAACAAGGUUUACCUGCACUGGUCUUUCGAUCACACCUCCAGCCACAAGGGCUUUCGUAUCCGCUACUCCGCGGCAUACUGCAGUACCCCAGACCCUCCUGUGAAUGGCUCGGUGCAUAGCCAGACGGGCACAAAACUUGGCAGUACCUUGCGCUUCAGUUGCGACCGGGGCUUCACCCUGAUUGGCCAGACCACCGCCACCUGCACCCGCUCCCCGCAGGGCAUCUACCAAUGGAAUGCUCCAGUGCCGCUUUGUCAAGUUGUUUCCUGUGGGAUGCCCCUUGUGCCAGUGAAUGGCACUGUCAUCGGGCAGGACUUCACUCUAAACUCUAGAGUCUCAUUUUCUUGUAAUCCUGGUUUCCGAUUGGCCAAUGCUCAGCCGGUGUCAACGCUUUGUCAAGAGUCUGGGAGGUGGAGUCCGAUGGAGACCCGCCCUCGCUGCGUCCCUGUGACCUGCCCUGACAUCGGCCACUCCGCAGUGGAUCAUGGGAGGUGGAGGCUUAUUUAUGGCAUGCAGAAUAAAUAUGAGGCCAUGAUGAUGCUGACCUGUGACCCUGGAUAUUUCUACAAGGGUCAAAGGGUCAUCCGCUGCCAAGCUAACGGCACCUGGGAUUACCCUGAGCCGAGACCGUCCUGUGAAAUCAUUUCCUGUGGUGACCUUGGAACCCCUCCGAAUGGGAAUAAAAUAGGAACAUUAACCGUGUACGGAGCGACUGCCAUUUUUUCCUGUAACACGGGUUAUACUCUGGUGGGCUCCAGAGUGAGAGAGUGCAUGUCCAAUGGCCUGUGGAGUGGAGCUGAGGUCCAAUGUCUUGGUGAGUCUCUUUACUUCCAUUAUGGGACUCCAUCAUUAUUUCGAGAAAAUGUACCCUUAUGUUCUCCAAAUGAGCAUCUACGAUAUUUUUCUUCAACAGCUGGACACUGUGGCACACCAGAGCCUAUUGUGAAUGGCCAGAUCAUUGGAGAGAAUUACAACUACAGAGGCAGUGUCGUUUACCAGUGUAAUCCUGGAUUCAGACUCAUCGGCGUGUCUGUUCGCAUCUGUGAGCAGGACCACCGAUGGUCCGGAAAGACUCCCGUCUGUGUCCCCAUCACCUGUGGACAUCCAGGCACCCCUGCUAAUGGUGUGACCCAGGGAAUGCAGUUUAACCUGAACGACAUUGUGCGCUUCGCCUGCAACCCUGGUUAUGUUCUGCAGGGUGCAAUCAAGUCUCACUGUCAGCCCAACGGCCAGUGGAGCAACGCUCUGCCUAAGUGUAAAAUUGUGAACUGCACUGAUCCGGGACAUGUUGAAAAUGGUGUCAGACAGGUCCUGCCCAGCGGGCCUCAUCGUUACAGUUUCCAGACCACAGUUUCAUACAGCUGUAACCCUGGAUACUACCUGCUGGGCACCAGCACUCUGAGCUGUCAAGGCGACGGCACAUGGGACCGUUCCCUACCCAAGUGCCUCUUGGUUCUGUGUGAUCGUCCCAGCAUGCCUCCGUAUGCACAGAUCUCGGGGGACAGGCGCACAGUGGGCUCUGUUAUCCGCUUCAGCUGCAUCGGCCAGCGCAGCAUUGUGGGCAAUACCACCCGCAUGUGCCAGCUGGAUGGCCAGUGGAGCGGCUCCCUGCCACAUUGCUCUGGGGAUUCUGCUGGUUUGUGUGGAGACCCUGGCGUUCCAGUGCACGGGAUCCGUCUGGGAGAGGAGUUCACCGUAGGGAGCAUCGUACGAUUCAGCUGCGAGCCUGGCUACAUUCUGAAGGGCUCCUCUGAACGAACCUGCCUGGCCAAUGGAAGCUGGGUGGGCAUCCAGCCUGAAUGCCAGGUGGUCUCCUGUGGCAACCCUGGAACUCCCCGCAAUGCCAUGAUCCAGUUCCAUGAUGGACUUGUGUUUUCCCGCUCUGUCACAUACUCCUGCAGAGAAGGCUACUACUCCACCGGCCUGCUCACUCGUCAUUGUACUGUCAAUGGCACCUGGACCGGGGACAUGCCGGAAUGCACAGUCAUUAACUGUGGAGAUCCUGGAGUGCCAGCUAAUGGUAUCAGAUUGGGCAGUGACUUCACGUACAACCACACUGUGAGCUUCCAGUGUUCACCAGGUUUCACUAUGGAUGCCGAUCGUGCCUCCAUGCUCAUCUGCACCAAGGAUCGCACAUGGAACGCCACCAAGCCAGUUUGCAAAGCCAUUGUGUGUGGAGCACCUCCCAGCAUCCCGAAUGGUCAGGUGGUGGGCUCUGACUUCCAGUGGGGGUCCAGCAUUAGUUAUACCUGUAAUCAGGGUUACCAGCUUUCCCUUCCCACUAUCCUCACCUGCCAGGGCAUAGGAAACUGGAGUGGCGAACGGCCACAGUGUUUUCCUGUAUUUUGUGGAGAUCCAGGGACACCAGCCCAGGGCAAGCGAGAAGACAGAGGGUUCACAUACCUGUCCUCUGUUUCAUUCUCAUGUUACCCACCUUUGAUCCUGGUUGGCUCUGCUCGCCGUUACUGCCAAUACGAUGGAACCUGGAGUGGAACCCAGCCAUCUUGCAUAGAUCCCAGUCACACCAGCUGUGUAGAUCCUGGCAUUCCUCUCUUUGGCCACCAGAACAACUCUCAAGGCUACCAGAUUGGUAGUUCAGUGUACUACAGCUGCAGAAAGGGCCAUCUCCUUCUAGGCUCCAUCUCUCGGACAUGUUUGCCCAACCUCACCUGGAGUGGCAUGCAGCCUGAGUGCAUCGCUCAUCACUGUAAUCAGCCGGAGCUUCCUGCACAGGCAGAUGUUGGUGCCAUAGAGCUGCCAUCUCUGGGUUAUACGCUCAUCUACGCCUGUCAGCCUGGUUUCUACCUUGCUGGAGGGUCUGAACACCGCACCUGCAGAGCUGAUGGCAGCUGGACAGGGAAACCUCCAUUGUGUGCACCUGAUAACAGACCAAGCGGUAAAACUGUAGGAACCGUGCAAGAGCCGCCCAACACAAAGCAACCCGUGCCAAGUGGGGUGUUUGCUAAGAACUCUCUUUGGAGGGGUUCAUACGAAUAUCUAGGGAAGAAGCAGCCAGCAAUGCUUAGCAUAACUGCUUUUGAACCAUUCAGCAAUCGGGUCAAUGGCACUCUCCUGGACCACAGCGGAGUACAGCUCAAUCUGGCUGGUACCUAUAAGAAAGAAGAAGCCCAGUUGUUGCUGCAGGUGUAUCAGAUUCGAGGUCCUGUGGAGAUCUUCGUUAACAAGUUCAAAAUUGACAACUGGGCCUUGGAUGGACAUGUGUCAUUCAUGCCUUCUUCUGAUUCAUUUGUGUACCAAGGAUUUGUUCGAGGAAAAGGCUUCGGCCAGUUUGGACUUCAGAGGCUGGAGGGCAUUGAUCCAACUGACGAGAAUCCAGUCUAUAACUUUGCCUCCAAUAGCAGUUCAGUGGCAGCAGCCAUUUUAGUGCCUUUUAUUGCCAUGAUCAUAGCAGGCUUCGCUCUGUAUCUCUACAAACACAGAAAAAGGCCCAAAGUACCCUUCAAUGGUUACGCCGGCCAUGAGAACACCAACGGAAGAGCCACUUUCGAGAACCCUAUGUAUGACCGUAACAUCCAGCCCACUGAUAUCAUGGCUAAUGAGACAGAGUUCACGGUCAGCACAGUGUGCACAGCAGUAUAGCGACCGCUCUAGUCAAAGGCUGGAUAUAAUCUUUCCGUCUUCACACAACUGUCCCCAUAGUAAGAAUGGGCCACAUGGAUGGACUAAAGAGGAGGAUUUUUUUUUGUUUUUCAUUUGUAAACAAAUUCCAAUUGUGACAAAGUGAUAAACCUUGACAACGAUGCUGUCAAAGCUCAUCAACAGAGAUGCACUGAUAAAGAACCACGUCAGUGUUUGCUAGCUAAAGCUCUGUUCCUACACUCUUCUGCUGUCUCCUCUUUUUUCCUUCCGAUGGAACGUCCUGUUUGACUGUGGCAGCGCAAAGGGACACGUGAAGCUCACAGCCGUCGCUUGCCAAAAAAAAAAAAAAAAGACGAGAGAUACAUUGUUCGGUCAAACGAAGGCCGAAUUCUCAAUCUUGAGUUGAAGGAAGUCUUCAUGUGAGCAGGAAGUCACAAGAAGCAUGUUGCUGGAGAGUUGAAGCUUUGUUUUACUUUUGUAUCUUGAGUUCUUUCCAUGGAGUGCGUUUUGGCUUGUUUUAUCCCGUUUCCACCUUGAACUAAAAUCAAAAGUGCAGACUUCACUGAGGACACUCUCUCUGACACCUUCCCCAUCAGUUCCCUGAGUAUGUAACGCCACAACUCGAUCUGAAGUGAAGUGAGAGGCUUCUGAGGCUUAUUAGAAGGCAUGGAUUCUUGCUGUAGUACCUCUCUUCUCAUUUCAGGCUGAAGGAAAGAGUGUUCUCCCACCAUCUUAUCAUGAUCCUUGCUUGAAAAUGGACAGUCCAACCCUUCAAGCAUCCCAGCGGAGAACACAAAAAGACGUGUUUUGGUGUUCAGGGGCUUUAUCUGCUGUCCUUUUCUUACUCUCACACUGACAGAAGAAAAGCAGCCCACAUUGGAGGGUUGAAUUUGUAUUAGCCAGGUAUUACCCAAUUUGAACCCCCUCCUUGUGUGUUUGGAUGGUCUUGGUUUGUGGGUUGGGAUAUCAUGGUGAAGAACCGUUUGUUAGCAUUUAUAGUUCUUUGGAUAUCACUGAAUGACAGGAUCCAAUGAUUUUCAUACAUAGAUUUAAAAAAGCAACACAGCCCUUGAAGAGUUGAAGUACAGAGGUAAAUAUAACUUGACAUGUGUUUUUCGUAACCAGGGGAAGGUCUACUUUCGGUCCUCAAGUUCUGAAGUCAAGGAUAAGGAUGACGUGAAGGUUUUAGUCAAAAGGAGCCAACACCAAAUGAGCAUGAAAAUAUUUAAUCUCUGUAGCUUUGUGUCAUAAUCUGUUUCCCUGCACAUUCCUCCAUGUCAUCCAUGCCCACGCCACACUUACGAUAAGGAAAAGGGGCUUAGAAAUCAAGCCUUAAAAUACUAAUCCAAGGCUGGUGGUUUAUUUGCAUGCAUUUGCCCCAAUAAAUUGAUGGAAAGGUUUGAAGAUGAGCAACAGCUUGGGAUGUUUGCAACUGAAUAACUUACAUGUUGUUGCGAAAGUGCACUGUAUUCUGGGUGCAGCAUCCUUUAACUGGCCGGUGUUAUUGAGAUUUGUAAUUCAGUUAUUGAAUAUUAUUGCCUCCGCUUGUUUCUGCAUCAUUUGCUUCGAUUUUCUUGUCCUACGACCUCUGUUAUCUGAUGUCGGCAUUUACUUUCCAGUGGGCAUUUAAAUUCCUCCGGUUUAUUUGCUGUCCUCUUCAGCUUCUGAAAUCAAUCAUUGAUAUAAUUGCUUUUACAGGUUUAUUACUUUUGAAAUCGGUAGCCUAUCAUGGUGGUGUUAAUAUGAUAUUACCCAGAGCUUGUUUCAAUUGUAAGUUGAUCGAAAAAGCAAAGAUUGUAUUUCCCCUUGGGAUUUUAUGGGCCAGGAGUUUAGCAGGUACAUUAUCUUCAAACUAUUGACAUUAACAAGACUGUCUUAUAGCCGCUCUUUUUAGGAGAAUUUCAGUGUAGAUGGCAUCUUAAAGCAUUUUCCACAUAUCAGACAUCAUUGUGACAUUCACUUGGUGUUUUACAUUCUUACAAUUACGUUUUACAUCUCAGCAACCCGACAAUAGCAAUGCUGCCAGAUUUAUAAUGCUGACAUUAGAAAUUGCUCCUUUUAAAAUCCUCCAAAAAAUGCACUUUGCUAGCGAUAACACACAAAAAUUCAAGGCACAAGGGCUUCAGAGUCAUCACCUCGGCUUUAUUUUUCAUCUUUAUGUGUAGAUUAACCCAAAAUGUUGUUGAGGUAUCCAGGCAGCCUGUGUUUCAUGCUUGUCCAUCUGUUUCUCGUAACAGUGCCUUGGUAACUCUAUAUAUGGUGUAUCCAAUCUCUUCUUAUUGCUCCAUUUUUAUUAUUAUUGCACACUGGUCAAGAAUUGCCAGUUACUAGGGGAGAAUUUCAAAGAUGCAGCUUCUUUUUUUCCUGGUAGAGAGUCAAGUCUUUGUUAUUCUCGACAAAAAUAACAACCAGCACCCCAAAACAUGUCAUUCAUUUAUAUCUUCACAAAUUCCUUUAGGUUAGAACCUGCACUUUAAGGGAGCAAGAAAACACUCUUUUAUUUGGCCUUCAUGCUAGCAUGUGUCAUGAGAGUAUUCUUAUAUUGUGAUUAUUAUUCAUGUCGCAAAACCUACAGUGCUGCCAUGCCAAAGUAAAAGGCAUCAGCCUAUUUUAUAUACAUAUAUAGAGAGACUUCCAGCCAAAAUCAAAAGCAUUACAGCAUUUAUGAUAUUAUUUAUAGCAUUUAGCAAUGCUAACAGUGAAUUAGCUGAAACACCCAGUUCAAGUCUGUAACCGUCAUUGUAUGGAUGUGAAAAACUCUGCCUGGCAGCGCUGUGUAUCAUUUAUACUCAUCCCGACAGAAUCACACAUACAUUCGUUAAAAUGGAGUCCUGCACCUUCUCGAAUAUUACCUUCGGAUAUUUGUGAUUAAUAUAUAUAGCAACCCUUUUCGUCCAAGUUUUUGUUGGCAUGUGACAGUGAGCUUGAAGCAAAGAUAAUUGCGAAAACUGAUGAUCAUGUCAAGAACACUUUGUAGUGUCAAUGUUUUUAUCUCAUUUAUCAGUCUUCAAAAAAAAAGAUGAAAAGUUUGGACGUAGACGAUAUCAGGACUGCACUGAAUGUAUUUUUAAUUUUGGAAAUAUCUAUGCUAUACUGCUAUACAUAUGGUGAACAUCCAACAAACUGCGUAACUAAGCCAGUCAUGUUCCUUUUUUAAAAACAUAUCGGAAAAACAGCACCCCUAAAAGACUGCAUAUCAAUAUAUUUGAAUUGCACACUGCAGCUUAUAUUGAAUAAGUAUAUGAAAAUGUACUACAGGA